This is a messenger RNA of Penicillium taxi, 1890 nucleotides long. RefSeq lists its product as uncharacterized. The transcript is spliced from 2 exons. NCBI's taxonomy places the organism in Eukaryota, Fungi, Ascomycota, Eurotiomycetes, Eurotiales, Aspergillaceae. The coding region runs from base 1 to 1890 and encodes 629 amino acids. The record is from RefSeq and is a predicted model, not a curated record.
AUGUCUUAUUCGCGGAAUGUCUCGACUACGCUUCGGUUCGCUCCAACCCCGAGCUACCCAUUGAGCGGUCAAAUCCACGACCUAGUGUUCAGGGGACACAUGAAGAACAGACAGUCUCUUCAAUCAGGCAUUGUUAGCCCAGAACUAUGUGAUGACAUUCUCAAUCGACUAUCUCCCUUCCUUCACAGAAACAAACCUCUUGAUAUCCUCGAUCUAUGGCCAGGGUGUGGACUUCUCUCCACGAAAGUCAACGAAUACCUUCAACCUCGCCGCCACGUACUCAUUGAGCAGGACUACAAUGAGUACAAACCCUUGCUCGGGCCCUUAGCCAAAAGCAAGCCAUGCUACAAGCUCCUAUCUAUGAAUCCAUAUCUCAUCACAAAUUGGGCCGAACUCUUCGCUGAGCAUUUACCAGAACAAAAGUUGCCUGAUCAAGUAGAUGGUCAGCUACCGCGAAAUGACACGCUUCUUGUGUUAGCCAAUCCUCCCGAGCCCUACUCUGUCAAGGACCAUUACACUCCGGCACGGUGGUGGAGCGUCACGAUGGAAAAUUGCCUGGCCCAGAAAGGGUUACACUGUUACGGCAGUGUGCGGAUAAUGGCUUCUAUUAGCUUAUCGGACUCUGAACGCAUCGUCCCUCGUACUAUAGUCGAGCGCAAGAGACCAGCCAUCGUGACAGAAAAUGUGGCAGCGCAUAUGUUUGAGGUUGCCAAAACUAGAGAGAUUGAAUCUUGGGUGGCUUAUAAGUCCACUGAUUUGAUCAAGCGGAAUUUUGAGCGGGUGACGGAGAGAGAGAAGGCGCAGGGCAUAAUCACUCCUCCCUCGCGAACACAACCUCCGUAUCAAAUGGCUAUCAAAAGCCCCCGACCCGGCAGGGCGGCAAUUGCCCACCAACCCCGACUUGCAACGGAAUAUCUUCAGAGGCUGUACAAAAUCAUAGCUGGACAUACCAGAAACAUCCUCAGACCUGUAACUGCGACUGAAUUAUCCGACGCGACCAAACCAACUGACAAGGCCAAAUACCUCAAGUGGAAUAGAGCCUUUGCUGAGCUGAACCGGGAUAAUUUAUUUUUCUUUACCCGCGCCACCAUUUCCGAGAAGCAGGCUGAUCUGGAGAGAAAAGUUCGGUGUCUGUCACAGGCGGCCGCUGACCCCAGUGUCGAUCUCAAGCAAUUAGAAGCAUAUGACCAGGAAGUGGCGGCAUCCCAGAAUGAUUUGACGGAAUAUAUGGCCAAUUUACACUAUCGGCUCUAUCGCUGCUACGACCACACGGUUGAUGACGACCGCAAUGAUGUGCGGUCGAACAACUUUGACGACUCCUGCCUAUUAUAUGACCGACGACCAUUCGAACCACUACAUACAUCACAAGAUGAAAUAUACCCACACUUAGAUCGAGCAGUGGUAUACUUUGAAGCAGGCACAACGCCUAUUGCAUUCCAAAAGAUACAGCAGGUUCCGGCUGAAAAGCGCGAACAGCUCUUGGAACUCUUCCAAGCCUACACCAUGAUCCUCGGCACUCGAAGUGAGAUGUCAGUGACAGACUUUCUAGUAUCAAUAUUUCCCGAGACCAGUAUCAAUGAUAUAGUCAGUGCUAUCCCGGGACUAGCUUCGUAUGCAACAAAGCGACUCAAGACUGGUAGUGGACCAAUACCGCUUGCAGAUGGAAUGGACCCGCAUUCAAGCUUCCAAGAGAACCUGGAUUAUGACCUGAGUGGUACUCGGAUAAGGCUUCUUCCAGUCGGGAUACUCUGGGACAUCAUUAUCGAGUACCAGAAAAGGGCAGUAGAUGAGAUUUCGGCUCGUCGCUUAACGAGGUUACUUGGUGGUACACUGACAGCUUUCCGAGCGGGAGAAUCAGUAGGACAGCCCGGUAAAAAGAGUGUGAAAUAG